Populus trichocarpa (black cottonwood) is the source of this 1327-nucleotide messenger RNA. RefSeq lists its product as uncharacterized. The transcript is spliced from 2 exons. Lineage: Eukaryota; Viridiplantae; Streptophyta; Magnoliopsida; Malpighiales; Salicaceae. The record is from RefSeq and is a predicted model, not a curated record. Bases 183 to 1175 code for a protein of 330 amino acids.
GAUAACUACAGAUUCCUAAUCAUUCCCUCAAUUCUAUAGGAAACACCCAUAAUUGCACCCAAGAAUAACCCUAUUCGUUAUGCAAAGAAAAGAAACUCAUAAGAAGCUAUUGAACUUCACUACUUUUCCUUCGAUCUUGCAAUAUAUCGUAUUUGAUUUUUAUUUUUUUUUCUCUUCCUAUAAUGGAUCCUUCAUGCAACCUUUCUGUCAAUGGCUUCUACAACUUGCUUACAAGAGAACUUGAUGAACUUGAUCAGAGUUUCCUAUCUCAUAACUUCAUCUCGAUUCAAUUCCUUUCGAAAGUUCUAUCCUCUCUCCAAUCAUUUUAUUCCCAGAUAACCACUCUGGUUCAAAAGCUUCACCUCCCCGUAGGAGAAAAGUGGCUUGACGAGUACAUGGAUGAAAGCUCCAGGCUCUGGGAAGCCUGUCAUGUGCUCAAAUCAGGUGUUUUAGGAAUGGAAAAUUAUCACUCUUCCGGCACCAAUAUAACAUCCUCUAUCGAUGGCUUUCAUCCCCAUUUGAAUGCACAGGUUUCACGUCAGGUUAUUCGUGCAAUCAUGGGUUGUCAAAGGGAAAUAAGAGGGUUGGAAGAGGAUAAUAAGAGCUUGAUAGAAACAAGAGUUGAAGCAUUAUCACUGCAGUUUGAAGGAAACAAAAGAAACAUGGUAAUGACUGAUCAAUCGAGCUGGUUCAACUCAUUCAAUGGGUUUCGAGGUGUUCUGUACGCAAUGAGGAUUGUCAACUCACUGCUCCUAAUGAUCCUGUUUGCUGGGCUAGUAUACUGUUGGCCUUCUUCUUGGCAAGAUGCAGCUGAUCAGUGUGAGGAGGCUGGUUCAGCCUUUAUGGCUUCAAUGGCAAGGUUGCAGCGAAGAGUAGCAAGUGAGAUGGAACAAAUUGGUGGGCAAUCAUCAGCUUCAGAAGGGAUCAUGCUUUAUGAGUUUAGGCAAGCCAAGAUUGCAAUGGAAGAGCUCAAAGUAGAGCUGGAGAGUACUGUUGUGGAUGAUCAGUAUGAAUUAGAAAUUGACAUUCAGGACAAAGUUGACAGAUUGAGGAGUUGCUUUGGAUUGUUGGCAUGUGGGGUUGAGUCCAUAAUUGGACAACUCGAUGAUUUCUUUGAUGAAAUAGUUGAAGGGAGAAAGAAGCUUUUGGGCAUGUGCACUCAUCAGCCUAGGUAGAGAAAAAGUACUUAAAGUGCAGCAGCUUUAAGCUAUAUUUGUUUAGUGUUUCAAGUAAAAAAAUAUAUAUAUAAAAGGAAAAAAAAACAUAUUUAGAUAAUAGCAUAAAACUAAAUUUAUUUUUAGAAUAGUUUUUGAAUAAAUUUUUAUUA